Molecule: messenger RNA, 659 nt
Organism: Eruca vesicaria subsp. sativa (arugula)
Lineage: Eukaryota; Viridiplantae; Streptophyta; Magnoliopsida; Brassicales; Brassicaceae
Source: the annotation of a GenBank genome assembly
UCUUUAUCUCUGUAAACAUCUCUUCUUUCUAUCUCUCUCUCUCUGCGAUGGGUUUCCUGACCGAUCUAAAGGAGCUUGAGAUUCCGGAUUACAUAGUUAAGAUACUUCACGUCUUAGGUUUCUUCAGAGACAUGCUCAACGCUCUCUGUCCUUACAUCGGUUUACCCCAGUUUUUAGACGAUGGCGUUCCUCGACCCGGCCCGAUCAUACCCGACAACACGGCGGCGACUCUCGCUUACGAGGUUUCGCCCGUUGUUCGUUUCUCGGAUCUUCAGACCGAUCUCGAAGACUGCUGUACGGUUUGUCUCUCCAACUUUGCAUACGAUGAUAAAGUUAGACAGCUUCCGAACUGCCGACACGUGUUUCACAAUCGUUGCAUGGACCGUUGGAUCGUCGACUGUCGCAAGAUCACGUGUCCGAUUUGUCGAGACCGGUUCUUACCGGCCGAAUAUUACGCGCGGAUUAAUUCCGGUUUUGGUUCGGUUUGGUACCUUGAUGAACCGGAGAGUACCACUAAUACCAACUAAAAUGGUAGCCUUCCACUUUACGUAGUAUUUUUAAGACUUUUGCAUCUGUUCUUUAGAUAUUAGUAUCUGUCAGUAUUCUGUAUUGGGUUGUAAUUUUGUAACAAUAAGUGAGAAGACAUUAAACUUUGGUAC